Molecule: messenger RNA, 3912 nt
Organism: Siniperca chuatsi (mandarin fish)
Lineage: Eukaryota; Metazoa; Chordata; Actinopteri; Centrarchiformes; Sinipercidae
Product: monocarboxylate transporter 2-like
Exons: 5
Coding region: 203-1681 (492 amino acids)
Biological process (GO): monocarboxylic acid transport; transmembrane transport
Cellular component (GO): membrane
Molecular function (GO): monocarboxylic acid transmembrane transporter activity
Source: RefSeq, a predicted model, not a curated record
AUUUACGUUGUACCAUUGAUAGCCAUAGUUGUCCACGUGUGAAGUAUCUCCUCCCGUCCGACUCCGUGUGGAAGAGUUACUUGAAAGUUUUUCGUUCAUUUUAAACUUUUAUCUGGAAUUUGACAACAUUGAAGACGUCUAGUGUACCCGUUGUAGACGUUUGGGGAAACGCUACGGUCGGGAGUCAGUUAAAAAGCGGAACAUGUCCCCUGCUCCAGCAGAUGAGUUGAGCUACAAACCCCUGGACGGUGGCUGGGGCUGGAUGGUGGUGGUUGGCGCCCACAUUUCCAUCGGUUUCGCUUACUCCACACCCAAAGCCCUCUCCAUCUUUUUCAAUGAGAUCCAAGAGGACUUAGGGGCCAGCUACAGUGAAAUAGCGUGGAUUUCCUCUAUUAUGCUAGCUGUCAUGUAUGCAGGCGGACCAGUGAGCAGCGUGUUGGUCAGUCGCUUUGGAAGCCGGCCAAUAGUAAUACUGGGUGGACUGAUGUGCGGGGUCUCUAUGGUAACCGCUUCUUUUGAGAGCUCCAUCACUUACCUCUACUUUUGCAUUGGCAUCAUUGGAGGUUGUGGACUCUCCUUAAACCUCAAUGCAUCUCUCACCAUCAUCAGCAAGUAUUUCCUGGCCAAGCGUCCUUUAGCCAACGGACUAGCCAUGGCCGGGAGUCCAGUGUUUCUAUGUUUCCUGGCCCCUGUCAACCAAUAUUUACUGGUAAAGUUUGGCUGGAGAGGAAGUCUCCUUAUCCUUGGGGGUCUGAUGCUCAAUUGUUGUGUUGCUGGGGCCCUGAUGAGGCCUGUUAUUCCGCCUUGUAAGCCAUCACCAUGUGUACCACAGAAGAAAGUGGAGGAACAGCCAAAUAAGUGCAACACUAAGUUAAAAGAAAGGUGUAUGAAGAAUGCUAAGAAAUUCUUGGAUUUGUCCUUCUUCAAGGACAGAGGCUUCGUCAUUUACCUAAUUGGGAACGUGAUGUUCAUCUUCGGUGCCUAUGCGCCCAUUAUGUUCCUGUCAGCCUAUGCUAUUAACCGAGGCGUAGAGGAGUACUCAGCAGCCUAUCUGCUCUCUAUUAUGGGCUUUGUGGACAUGUUUGUUCGGCCUGGCACCGGCCUGCUAGCCAACAGCAAGUGGAUCAGGCCCAGAAUCCAGUACUUCUUCAGCUUUGCCAUGGUUUUCAACGGGAUGUGCCACUUACUGUGCCCACUGAUCAAGAGCUACGCCUUCCUGGUGGUCUAUGCGGUAUUUUUUGGCGUGAGUUUCGGCAUGAUUUUCGCCCUGAUAUUUGAAUGUCUGAUGGACCUGAUGGGAACUCAACGCUUCCCGAGUGCUGUUGGACUGGUCACCAUCAUCGAGUGCUUCCCCAUGCUACUUGGACCUCCGGCUGCAGGGCUACUGGUGGACAUCUUUGGUGACUACAAGUACCUUUUCUUCAUGUGUGGCUCAGUGAUCAUGACUGGCGGGCUCUUUCUCUUCGUCAUGAACAUCUACAACUACCACAUGCUGGAAAAAGAGAAGACGGCAAAGGACAGAGAGCAGAACCAAAAAACCAUAGAGAACCAGGACCAGGUGAGCAUCUCAGAGGCAGGGAUGAAACAGAUCCCUGAGGCAGCGAUGGAACGAACUGAGCCCGAGGCUAAAGAGAAGAACGGAAUCCAGAAAGAGCCAUGGAACGCAGAAACACCAAAUUAAAUGUGAAUUAAAUGUAAAUCUCUAGUCAGGUGCCAUUAAAUCAUUGCAGAAGAAGAGGGUGCAACGAGAUGAUGAAAUUAAGAGUGGCAGUCAAACCUCAAACAGUGGAAAACAAUGUAAACCUUUUAUUUAUUUGAGGAAGGUCACAGUCUCUUCAUAGCUCUGAUGAUUUCGUCUGACACUAUUUUUAGUCUCUUCAGUGGAGCGGACGUCCCAUGCUUCAUGUACAUCAUGAUUUAUUCUGUUAAAUCAUGAUGUACAUGAGUCUGUGAGUCUCUUUCCAUUGUACUUUGUUGCAUUUUGCUUUUAUUGAUAUGUCAACUUUUCCACCUCAACCAAGCGUAAAAAUGUUUUUUCCAACAGUCGAGUUUUAUUUAAUUUUUCUGCGUUUCCACUCAGGUUUUUGGCGGAUGGAUGGAAACACAUUUACACACACAUUUAUUCAUUCUGUCAGAACAAUCAGUUUGACAUUUGAUUAACCGUUUAAGUCAUUUAACAAGCAAACAAGACUGAGAGCCUAAAGGCACUCCUUAGGACCAGCAGAUCUUCGAGCUAAAUGAUAACAUCAGCAUGCUAACAUGCUCACAAUGACGAUGUUAAACAUGCUGAUGCUAAGCAGCUGUAAUGUUUACCAUUUUCACCAUCUUAGUGUAGCAAACUAACAUUUGCUAAUUAGCACUAAAUACAAAGUACUGCUGAUGGUGCUAGAGGAAAAGUCAGGGACUCACCAGAGUCAGUAGGCUUCAUCCUCUGGGGAUUGUGAAUGUUUGUACACAAGUCACAGAGAAUGCAUGCUGAAGUGCACACAGCCUCAAUAUAUGAGAGUGAAUCUUAAUAUCUGAGACUGAAUGUUUACAGUAAUUGUUAACUUCUUUCUCUCACAUGAUCAUGAGAUCAAACGUCCGCCUUUCUGUUUUGUGAUUCCUAACUGUUCAUUUCACAGUAAUCUAAUCUGACUAUGAAAAUAUUAAUUGCUAGUUUUUCUGUGCUGUUGCUUCCUGAUCUAGAGGAACUGGUGCUUAAACAGUUUGUUAAACCAUCUGAAGCCCAUCGCAGGUCAGGUCUGUGUUGACGGCUAGCAUGUGUGCAUGGUCGGGAGAGAAUUGGCUGUGGACCACUGCCUACUAAAACAGACUGGCUCACCUUUUCAUUAUCAAAAUGUGAGGGCCCCUGGCCUCGCUCAGCUAGCAUUUCAAUUUCCAAUGCCUGAGUGGCCCUAAUGAGCUGGUGAUAGAGGAGAGGUGGUUGCUCUUGCUCUUCCACUACCUGCAUUGCCUCCAUACACACCUGACCUAGGGGGAAGUCCUCACAAUCUGAGUCAGAGCCCAGGAUGUCAAUUUAAUUUGACAUGGUGCGUGCCAGAUCCAGCCCCUCCUCCCCUAUGCACACAAUGAUCAUAACUAUCCACCUUUGGCACCUUUAUUCCGUAGCCCAAACAGGUGUGGCCCACUGGGCAUGCCAUUUUCUCUGUACAACAAAAUAAUGUGAAUGCUUGUGAAACCAUACAGUCCCCAUACAUAAGGAAUAUGUAGUGUGGAGAGAGAGUCUCGACACGAUAGAGAACCUCAGGGGACUGCCAUGAGAUACUUUUCACUCGCAGUGUUUACAUAAUAAAAGUGGCGAUACGUUUCACACAUGAAAUACUGUAGGCAUGGCAUACUACAAGUGUAACUAGAUGAUUUAUCUUCACUGUAACUAAGUACUAAAGUCUGCAAUGCACAUACAGUAAAAAGUACUGAAGUGUGAUAUUGACUUUUGAUAAUUCUCUGAUCUACACCAAAUAAUACUGUGUUUUUACGUUUUUGUCAGUAUUUAUUUAAUUUGAACGUUUAUGCAGAAGCACAUUAUAAACUAUUAUGUGUGUUCCACAGUAAUGUAAUAAUUUUGUGUUGACAUUUAGCAGGGACAUUUGUUAUUUGGGCGAGAAUGGAUUUGCAUGCACUGUUAAUUGAUUUGAUGCUGUGUGUAUUUGUGAGUGUAUGUUUGUCUGGGUGGGAGUGAGCGACAAAAAGAGAAAGUGUGUUACAAAUAAUCCAAAAUCUAGCUAUUAUAGGUUUAUAUUUGAAGGUGAUGGCAGCUUUUUGGAUUCUGUGUUCCUAAGACCUUAAUGAAAGCUUUAGUUUACUAGUUUGAUUAUUAUAGCUGUAUUUCAACUUCUGACAUCUUACACGCAAUGUACCAUUGAUACUAUAACUGUGUUGUUAACCUUAAUAAAAUUCCUAUGCAUUUCA